GAAUAGGUUAUGUCGCAUUGUUUUGUGUAUGUGGAUAGAAUUGGAGUAACUCUGGCAAGUGAUUUGAAAUGAAAAUUGUACAAUUACAUAAAAAUUAUACAAAUUUUCAUUAAAAUUCAUUUGUAAAUAUGACUCAUUGCCAAUUUUUUAUAAAACGUAAAAAAAGAUACUGUAAAAUGAUAGUAAAAAAGGGUAAUAUGUAUUGUGGAGAGCAUCAGGAAGUAUCAUUAGAACUUUUGGAGCCAAAUAAUUGUGAAAAGUCUAUAUCUCAACCUAGAAGGAUACAGUGUCCGCUGGAUAAGUCUCAUACUUGCUAUGAAUCAAGACUGAAACAACACCUUAAAGUGUGCAACGUGAAACAAUUGAUUGACAGAAAGCCUGAGUAUAUUAUUGAUGGAAUUAAUAAAGGAAGUACAAUUAAUAUUCCAAAACACAUUCCACUUUGUAAUCUUGAACAAAAUAUAAUUGACAAUGUAAUAAGUAAAGUAGAAAAAGCAUAUGACAUGUUACCUCAAGUUGAGGAACUAAUCUAUGAACAUGAAAUUCUCAAAGAUGAAAUUAACAAUCCAACUUACGGUAAUCAUAUAAAAAAGCAUUUAAUUCAAAAUGCAUCUUUAUUAUCUCACCUCAAAUAUGCUGGAUUAGUGAAAGAUGAUACGUGUUUUAUAGAGUUUGGUGCUGGUAAAGGAAAACUAACAUACUGGCUAGCUCAAAUAAUAAAAGAUAUAGAAAAACCAACAAUUUUAUUAGUUGAUCGUUCUAGUCAUAGGUAUAAAAAAGAUAAUAAACUAAAAAACGAAAAAUGCCCAAUAAAUAUCAUCAGAAUUCGAGCUGAUAUAGCUGAUCUUGCCUUACAUAAAAUCGAAGAUGUAAAAAAUAGUACCCAUAAAGUUGGCAUUGCCAAACACUUAUGUGGUGCUGCUACAGAUUUAAUGAUUAACUGUUUAUGUAAACUGAGCAAAGAAGAUUCAACAGGUACUAUUGGACUAAUAAUAGCUUUUUGUUGUCAUCAUCGAUGCGAGUAUAAUUCUUAUGUAGGUAAAAGCUAUCUAGAAGCAUGUGGCUUUGAACCAGAAGAUUUUCCAAUUUUAAGUAGCAUCGCUAGUUGGGCUACAUGUGGAUCUAAGAAUGAUCAAAAAUUGAAUACUUCAACAAAAAUAAACGAUACUUCUCAACUGGAAAAAAGGGAAUCAAUAGGUCGAAAGGUCAAAUUGAUCCUAAAUUGGGGACGAGUCAAGUAUUUGACGGAAAUAGGAUUUAAUUGUAAUUUAUAUUUUUAUACAAAACUAGAGGUUUCUCCAGAAAAUAUGUGUGUUGUAGCGAUACGAAAAUAAAUUAAUUCAUAAUUUA
Molecule: messenger RNA, 1350 nt
Organism: Chelonus insularis
Lineage: Eukaryota; Metazoa; Arthropoda; Insecta; Hymenoptera; Braconidae
Product: tRNA:m(4)X modification enzyme TRM13 homolog
Exons: 6
Coding region: 129-1334 (401 amino acids)
Biological process (GO): tRNA methylation
Source: RefSeq, a predicted model, not a curated record